Molecule: messenger RNA, 1296 nt
Organism: Anopheles coustani
Lineage: Eukaryota; Metazoa; Arthropoda; Insecta; Diptera; Culicidae
Gene: wol
Product: dolichyl-phosphate beta-glucosyltransferase
Exons: 3
Coding region: 157-1140 (327 amino acids)
Cellular component (GO): endoplasmic reticulum membrane
Source: RefSeq, a predicted model, not a curated record
AUACCGCACGCACAGUUUGCUGUUGCAACAGUCGAAGAACAAACGGUGGCUGUGUAGAUAUCGGGUGUUUCACAUUCUCGGAAACGUAUUAUAAUUUGGUGAUUUAAAUUUUCCAACAAUGAAUUAAAGGUUUGGCAAGAGUGAUAAAUUGCAAUAAUGUUGACCACCGAGUUUGUUCAGUUGGUCCUGCUUUUUGGCUCCGGUUCCGUGUUUUUCUUGUUCGUAGUGCUAGGAAUAAUUUUGAAAGUCACAACUACGGCCUUUCCAAAAAUUAUUCGCUUCAAGGAUGAACAGUUUUAUACGGACCCCACCAGCGGGGAAAACCUGCCCUUCCCAUCGCUCGCUGACGAACCAACGUUGAAACUAAGCGUUAUCAUCCCUGCCUUUGACGAGGAAAAAAGACUGCCCAUAAUGUUAGACGAGUGUCUGGAAUAUCUCGACGAACGGUCGCGUAAAGAGAAAGAUUUUACUUAUGAAGUGAUCGUCGUCAGCGAUGGAAGCCGCGACCGAACGGUGGACGUAGCGCUGGAAUAUGUUAAACGGCACGGUACAGAAAAGGUGCGUGUCUUGGCACUGGUGCAAAAUCGUGGCAAAGGAGGUGCCGUACGGAUGGGUAUGUUGAGCAGCCGUGGCGAGUUUUUGCUGUUCGCCGACGCAGACGGUGCCACAAAGUUUACCGAUUACGGCAAGCUCGAGCGAAGUAUCGCACAGCUGUGCGGUAACGACUGGCACCGGGAUGCACUGGCCAUCGGUUCGCGGGCCCAUCUGGAGGAGGAAGCGACAGCCAAGCGGACGUUCUUUCGUACGAUCCUGAUGCAUGGGUUUCAUUUUCUCGUGUGGACGUUCGCGGUGAAACGAGUACGUGACACGCAGUGCGGCUUCAAGCUGGUGACGCGUUCGGCCGCCCGCAAGCUCUUCCAGGUGAUGCACGUUGAACGGUGGGCGUUCGACGUGGAGCUACUGUUUAUCGCCCAGUCGUACAACAUUCCGAUCGAGGAAAUCGCCGUCAACUGGACAGAGAUCGAGGGUUCCAAGUUGACCCCGUUCUGGUCGUGGCUGCAGAUGGGGCGAGAUCUGAUGCUGAUUUGGUUCCGGUACGCCAUCGGGGCCUGGCAGUUGCGCAAAGAGCAUUCGAAUUAGGUAGCAACCAUCCCGGUACCAGUUACUGGCCGAUAGUUUAAAGCAUUUUCUUUCUUUUCGUUUAGGAUAGGAUUCUGAGAAAGAGCUAUUUUAUUAUAAGUAAACUGGAUGUGUCCAAUAAAAACAAAAAAAGCUUAUGCCCGCUUGGAUACUGCA